AUAGUGAUGUUCCAGCACUGCAUGUGUAGAAUAUAAAUAUAAAACGUGUUAUUUAAUUAUCACGAUGCAGUUGCUUUUUCCUGUUUGCAGUGUUAUGCGAUAUAAUAGUUCUGUCGUAAUUUGGGGAACACAUAUCUUUUCACUGCUACAGGGCCAGUCAAACCCACAGGCUUGAAGCUUAUGAAUCAACUAUCUGCAAAAUCAGCCACCAUACAGUGGGAGCGUCCUGCAUGCCACGUAGAUCACUACCGGCUUGAAUACAAAACAGAUAAAGGGAAGCCAGUGAUUGGCAACAUACCUGACACGGAAUCGAGCCGUGCAUUAACUGGUCUUAUCCCUGGAACUAAGUAUAAUGUCUCACUAUGCUGCAUACGCCACAAAACAGAAAGUGAGAAAUGCACGUUCACAUUUACAACAGCACCUGAUGUGCCUGUCAUCGAACCCCAGCCUGGAAGUACCUCCAUAUUGUUGUCUUGGAGCCAGUUUAAGGGAAAUGCCGAUAGUUUUGAGAUCACUUGUCAAAAUCAAGACAACGAAGAAGAAAAACAAAGUGUGAAACUUCAUGGCGAAAUGCGCAAACAUACAUUUAAAGAUCUUUCUGAAAAUUCAAAGUACGCCGGGGAAAUUUGGGUAAACCUUGAAUCCCAUAGAAGCAAACCAUAUGAAUGGGAGAGUUUGACUUCUUCUAAACCGGCUGCAGGUUCGCAACCAAUUGCGACAGUAGCAAGGUCAGAAGGGUACAUAUCAUUCAGUCUUAAAUUAGUCCAAAAAGAGAGCAAAGCCCCAGAAGGUGCAGUGAGUGGGGCAAGUGAUUCAGUGUGCCUGGUAGUUACAGCAAUAAGCGCGAGGGACCUUCAAAUCAUUGGACAGACAAGUAAAUCUAAUAAUUAUUGCUCGGGAUUCGUCUACCCAGAAGGAGACAAAAAAGCGCUGAAAACGAAAACGUCAACAGGAUGCAACCCUACGUGGAAAGGAGCAAUGCAGUUUCACGCUCCUUCAGUUGAAGCUUUGAGAAACAAAUGCUUGCAACUAAAUGUCAUGGAAAAAUAUAGAUUUGAGAAGGAUGUUUCAGUUGGCGGAAUAAGACUUAACAUGGGAACAGGCAAGCACAACGGCUACUCUGUAGACUGGAUGGACUCCACGGAUCAGGAACAGGAAAUAUGGCAGUCACUAUUAGAUUCCACACCUGGGACUGAGAUCCCUGCCGAAUUACCUAUAAGGUCUUUGGAUAGUUAGACGAUAAAACUUACCAAUCUCUCCAUAAGGACCUUUUUUUUUUUUUUUUUUUUUUUUUUGCAUGAAUUGGAUAAACCUUAAUUUGUGUACAAUAUGAUUCCGCAGAUGGACAUAUUUCUGUCAAAAACCUUUUUCCAAUACACCAACAGUUUUAUUGACACAGUUAAAGACACAAUUCUUUUUAUAUUGCAUUGGAAUCAGAAGGACAUGAACGAUGAGGUCAAUAGCUAAUAUAUAUAUAUAUAUCUUGCAUUUAUCACAAUCAUAUGCAUGUUUUUGCCAUAAUGUUAACUACGGUGUAAAUUAUGGUUAUUGCAAACUUGCCUUUGCAUUAAAUUUAACUGCAACAUUUUGUCUCUUUUAUGUCUUACGUUAGAACUUAGUAGACAUUUAGUCAUUUACAAAAAAAAUCUUUACUUGCAAUAUAAAUCUUAGAUUUAUGUUGUUAACUAGUUCACAUAGAUGUAUACCGAUUUAGAUAGGGAAGAAAAGGCAUCCUCAACGAAUUUUCGCUGCGGAUGUUACAAUUACAUGUAGAAAUGGACACGCUUGUUAAA
Lingula anatina is the source of this 1793-nucleotide messenger RNA. RefSeq names its product tenascin-N-like. Gene Ontology annotation, molecular function: protein binding. Lineage: Eukaryota; Metazoa; Brachiopoda; Lingulata; Lingulida; Lingulidae. The record is from RefSeq and is a predicted model, not a curated record.